ACACGUAUCAAUUUAUAAUUAUUCUAAGUUUCCAUAACAUUAUAAACUGAAAUCAAAAUCUAUGUUUAGUCAAAUUUGUUAAUUGUUUGUAUAUUGUAGCACUUUUAACUUGUUCAAACGUUUAACAGGAAGUUUGAAAGGAUUUUGUUUCGCCUCUUUCGAAUCAAUCGUUUCCGAUAAAAAUGUCACCACUACAACACAUGCUCAUCUCUGCUGCACAAAAGUUGCUGUGUCCACGGAAGAAACGUUUAUCUUCGUCCACAUGUCUUGAUGUGAUCGUUCAAAUAAUGGCUGUGGAUCUGGGGGUCAAACCUGUGUUUCUUUACGACAGUAAUGCUGCGUCUUCAGAGCAGCUUCAGACGUACCUUAAAUCUCUACAGGAGUCUGGAGUUGUAACCAAUCCACUACGGAUUCUGUCCAUUGAUGAAAACACUUUCAUUUUUAAUCCUACCACGAUUGAGUCCCACUUGGAUGAUCUUCUCAGAAGCAAAAGUCUCCUUCUGAUUGACGUAUGUUCCUCCAGAAAACAACCCGUGCUGGGUGGCUUUGAAAAGACAACCGAGCAUAUGACCAAAACUCUUUCAGAAUUCUUCAAGAGUGAGCUGGAGAAAGGCUCUUCAGUGAUUUUGUUGAGAGAGGAGCUGUAUAAUGACUGGAACUUGUGCACUCUGUUUGGAAUCCUGUUAGGUUAUCCAGCUUCAUACUGGUUUGAUCAAACUAGAGGAUUUGGGAACUGUCUGUGUAUGACACCACUGGUGGUGAGCACGGUUUGGGUCAAAUGGCAGAUACGUGACACAAAUCAUCGCUGUUGUCUUUAUUCAUUCAGUGUUCCCGAAGAGCUCUGGUCAGAGGUACAAAGUCAUGUGCAACGCUGGACUGAGCAUCUGCGUGAGAGAUUUAACAAACAGCCAGUUCUGACUGAUCUCUGCUUUUCUAGAGAUACUGUCACUUUGCCCUCUGUGACCCUUUAAAUAAACCUGAUUUACAUGUUUUUUAUUAAAUGUUUUAUCCAAUA
Molecule: messenger RNA, 1015 nt
Organism: Puntigrus tetrazona (Sumatra barb)
Lineage: Eukaryota; Metazoa; Chordata; Actinopteri; Cypriniformes; Cyprinidae
Gene: c6h1orf74
Product: chromosome 6 C1orf74 homolog
Exons: 2
Coding region: 183-971 (262 amino acids)
Source: RefSeq, a predicted model, not a curated record